Messenger RNA from Cyprinodon variegatus (sheepshead minnow), 1838 nucleotides. The record is from the annotation of a RefSeq genome assembly. Lineage: Eukaryota; Metazoa; Chordata; Actinopteri; Cyprinodontiformes; Cyprinodontidae.
AUGCACGUUACCCCUGUCCUUUUAUCCUCAUGCCUUCUAAUCGUCUUCCUUAUCCUCCUAUACCCAGUUUUGACGACCCUCUCACCCACUCCCCACACCCCUGACUGAGCCGUACUAAAAGUUAAAACAGCCGUCAAACUAGCAUUUUUUACUAGCCUUUUGCCUCUUUUCCUCUUCCUUGACCAAGGCGCAGAAACAAUUGUUACUGCCUGAACUUGGACCAAUACCCUAACAUUUGAUAUAAACAUUAGCUUCAAGUUUGACCUUUACUCAUGCAUCUUUGUACCUAUUGCCCUUUACGUAACCUGAUCUAUUCUAGAAUUCGCAUCCUGAUACAUACAUGCAGACAUUAAUAUGAACCGAUUUUUCAAGUACCUUUUAAUUUUCCUAAUCGCCAUGAUUGUUCUUGUAACAGCCAACAAUAUAUUUCAACUCUUCAUUGGAUGAGAAGGCGUAGGAAUCAUAUCAUUCCUUCUUAUCGGCUGAUGAUACGGCCGAAGCGAUGCCAACACAGCAGCCCUUCAGGCGGUCGUCUAUAACCGCGUUGGUGAUAUUGGCCUAAUUCUAACCAUGGCCUGAAUCGCAACAAACCUAAACUCUUGGGAAAUACAACAAAUCUUUACUGUAUCUAAGGAAUUUGACCUUACCUUACCACUCCUGGGGUUAAUCUUAGCUGCCACUGGGAAAUCUGCACAAUUUGGUCUUCAUCCAUGGCUUCCUUCCGCCAUGGAAGGUCCUACACCGGUCUCUGCCCUACUACACUCAAGCACCAUAGUUGUCGCGGGCAUCUUCCUCCUCAUUCGACUUAGUCCUUUAAUAGAAAAUAACCAAACGGCACUAACCACCUGUCUAUGUCUCGGAGCCCUAACAACCCUUUUUACCGCCACUUGCGCCCUCACCCAAAAUGACAUUAAAAAAAUUGUAGCUUUCUCAACAUCAAGCCAACUAGGCCUGAUGAUAGUAACCAUCGGCCUCAACCAGCCCCAAUUGGCCUUCCUCCAUAUUUGUACCCAUGCCUUUUUUAAAGCAAUGCUCUUCCUGUGUUCGGGAUCUAUUAUCCACAGCCUUAACGACGAGCAAGACAUCCGCAAAAUGGGUGGUAUACACCACCUAACCCCCUUUACAUCCUCCUGCCUAACCAUUGGAAGCCUUGCUUUAACAGGAACCCCCUUCCUAGCCGGCUUUUUCUCAAAAGACGCAAUCAUCGAAGCCCUUAACACAUCUUACCUUAACGCCUGAGCCCUUCUCCUUACCCUCCUUGCAACCUCUUUUACAGCGGUAUACAGCCUUCGAGUAGUUUACUUUGUCUCCAUGGGACACCCUCGGUUUAACCCUCUCUCCCCCAUUAAUGAAAAUAACCCCUCUGUAAUUAACCCUAUUAAACGCUUAGCGUGGGGGAGCAUUAUUGCGGGCCUUCUAAUUACCUCUAACAUCGUACCACAAAACACACCAGUUAUGACUAUGCACCCCCUUCUAAAGCUUGCGGCCCUUACAGUUACCAUCUUAGGCCUCCUGACUGCCCUUGAACUUGCCUCACUGACCUCCCAACAAUUUAAAGUUACACCCCACACCCCUACCCACCACUUCUCAAACAUAUUAGGAUUUUUCCCACAUAUUAUUCACCGCCUUCUUCCUAAACUUAAUCUUCUCUUAGGACAAGCCAUUGCUAGCCAAAUAGUGGACCAAACCUGACUAGAAAAAUCAGGACCCAAAGCAACUGCUUCUCUCAAUGCACCCCUCAUUACAACCACAAGCAAUAUCCAACGAGGCUUAGUAAAAACCUACCUCUCCCUAUUCUUUUUCACAGCCCUUCUAGCUGUUGCCAUCAUUUCAGUUUA